AUGUACGCUCUCAGAAACCUGUGGACCCGCGUUGCCACGCAGGCGCUUCUUCUCACUUUGUUCAUUUCGACAACUGUCUUCGCCCAAACCAACCAGAAUGUGAAGUCCAUCUAUCUCUUCAAAGACGUCCUCCAAUCAGACACGACGGCACUCAAGACCUCGGGCUUUGACACACUUCUCAUCUUCAGAAUCGGCGUUCUCGAAAACGGAGACCUCGUCUACUACUCAACAGGCGAUGCGGGAGAAGCCGUCGACGCUCCUGUGGUGACCAACGGACAAUACGUCGGCGGAGAUGUCCUUUCCGAGAAGAUUCAGUCUUUCAAAACCGGAACGACCAAUAUCAACAGAGUAGAAGUCUCUCUAGUAUCCCACGACACGACGUUCCAAAACAUCAGAAGUCUCAUUAACAGCAACGGGACCGGCACGGACUCAAUCCUCUACCGAGGCUUCCAAAUUCUGAAGACGGAAUGGGACCUGGACGCAUUCAACAACGAUGACGAGAGUGUGUACGAUGUGGCAAGCACCGUGAGCUUUGCUCAGCUCCUCGGCAGCAUUGGAUACCAGUAUUCCAUUGCGCCGUACACCAACAGCGGGUUCUGGGCAUCAGUGAGAAGCCAGAUUGAGGCGGCCAGUCCGGGCCUUCUUGACCGGGUUUACCUACAGGUCUACGACGGUGGAGCUGGCAAUAACCCAGGAACAUGGCAGACGGCGUUGGGAAUGAAGGUCAUUCCUCUCGUGUGGGUAAUCAACGACGCCAAGCCAUCGCAAGGGGUCACACCUGAGCAAGCGGAAGCCCGAUUCGCUGGCUGGGAUACUCAAUAUGAGGUUGCCGGUGGAGGUUACUGGAAUGACUACGACAUCGAGAAAAUGGGAUCUUCAUAUACGGAGUACGCUGAUGCGCUGACGAAUGUCUUCGCAUAG
This is a messenger RNA of Colletotrichum karsti, 921 nucleotides long. Its product is annotated as s1d (lysyl endopeptidase) subfamily c-terminal domain protein. Lineage: Eukaryota; Fungi; Ascomycota; Sordariomycetes; Glomerellales; Glomerellaceae. The coding region runs from base 1 to 921 and encodes 306 amino acids. The record is from RefSeq and is a predicted model, not a curated record. The transcript has a single exon.